AUGGGGCACGGUACGAACGACAAGCUGUUCAUUACGCCGUCUGAGUACAGCGGAGUGUAUGGACAGCAUGGUGCGACGACGGGUAUGCGUACAGAGAAGAGCGUGAUUGUGCCGUUCCAUCUGUGUGCGAUUACGCACCAGCCAUGGACGGAGCCCGCGUGCCUGGCGCAGGACGGCCUGGUGUGUGACCGCGCGACGCUUGAGGCGUUUGUGCAGCAGUACCAUGUGAGUCCUGCCACAGGUGAGCCUGCGUCCCUGGACGAUAUAAUUCUGCUGCAUAUCGCGAAGAAGGACGAUGGCACGUGGCAGGACCCCGUCUCGCUGCGUGAGCUAACAGACCACAGCCACCUCGUUGCGAUCCGCCCGACCGGCUAUGUAUACUUGUACGACACAGUACAGCAGCUGAAUCUCAAGACCAAGUGCUUGCGUGAUCUCGUGACAGACGAGCCGUUUGCGAAGGCCGACAUUCUCACGCUGCAGGACCCCCAUGACCCGGCCAAGCGCCGCAUGCAGGACAUGCACCAUGUGAAGCACCAGCUCACACUCAAGAGGGACGCGACUGGCGACGAUGUGAAUGCGGCUGCUACAGGCAGCUCCAAAGCUCUUAUCGAAAAGAUCCGGCGCGAGAAAGAGGCCCGGGCAGCAUCUGAGACCCGUCCUGCGGCGGCGGCGGCGCCGGCGGAUAUCCCCCGCACGCGCAUGACGAACCGCUCUACAGGUAUGACGGCGGCGAGUUUUACCUCGUCUGGCCUCACGCCACGCACCAAGACAGAGCGCCUCGCUGUGGACGAGGAGGAAGUCAUGUUCGAGAGCAUCACGCGGACGCGAGCCAAGGGGCUCGUGCGGCUGCAGACCAACUUUGGCGCUUUGAAUUUGGAGCUGCACUGCGAUAAGGCGCCGCGUACAUGCUACAACUUUCUUGCGCUGUGCCGACAGGGCACGUACAACGGCACCAUCUUCCACCGCAACAUUCCCGGCUUCAUGAUCCAGGGCGGCGAUCCCACCGGCACGGGGCGGGGAGGCCAGUCGAUUUGGGGCAAGCCAUUUGCCGAUGAGCUGUGCCUUCCAGCCGCAAUGCGGCACACGGACCGCGGUGCCCUCUCGAUGGCCAACAAGGGGUACAACACCAACGGCUCGCAGUUUUUUGUAACGUACCGCCCCACGCCGCACCUGGACGCAAAGCACACGGUGUUUGGUCAUCUCGUGAGCGAUACAGCGUCAUCAGGCACGUAUAGCGUUCUUGAUGCCCUGGAGCGCGUGCCAAACGAGCCCGGCACCGAGCGCCCGAUCCGGCCCAUCCAGCUCCUCGAGGCCGUCGUCUUUGAGGACCCGUUUGAUGAUUACCAGCAAAAGCGCGAUGCCAGGCACCGCCGCGAAAACCCCGAUGAUGAAGAAAAAGUCCGUCGCGACGCCAAGCGUCGGAAACGCGAGGAGGACAGGACGACAUGGUGCGUAGACUCGACUCACAACAGGCUCGGCACACGCCUCACUUCGACAGACAGCACCGACGCUGCACCAUUGAGCAUGACAGAUCGUCUCACUCAGAACGAUGAACACGGCCUCGCAGGCCUUCUACGUACCAAGCCGUCCGCGCCCCGCGCGCCCACCGCGCAUCCACGCGGCGGCCGUGCGGGGGGCUGGGGCGACUUCGCGCAUUGGUAG
Malassezia sympodialis ATCC 42132 is the source of this 1662-nucleotide messenger RNA. RefSeq lists its product as uncharacterized. The transcript has a single exon. The record is from RefSeq and is a predicted model, not a curated record. Gene Ontology annotation, biological process: protein polyubiquitination; protein folding; protein peptidyl-prolyl isomerization. Gene Ontology annotation, molecular function: ubiquitin protein ligase activity; peptidyl-prolyl cis-trans isomerase activity. Gene Ontology annotation, cellular component: catalytic step 2 spliceosome. Bases 1 to 1662 code for a protein of 553 amino acids. NCBI's taxonomy places the organism in Eukaryota, Fungi, Basidiomycota, Malasseziomycetes, Malasseziales, Malasseziaceae.